Messenger RNA from Cladophialophora bantiana CBS 173.52, 1638 nucleotides. RefSeq lists its product as uncharacterized. The record is from RefSeq and is a predicted model, not a curated record. Lineage: Eukaryota; Fungi; Ascomycota; Eurotiomycetes; Chaetothyriales; Herpotrichiellaceae. The coding region runs from base 1 to 1638 and encodes 545 amino acids. Gene Ontology annotation, molecular function: heme binding; oxidoreductase activity, acting on paired donors, with incorporation or reduction of molecular oxygen; monooxygenase activity. The transcript has 4 exons.
AUGGAUUCUUCUCCAGGCGUUAAGGAGCCAGUUUCACAUCUGCUUUAUACUGUGUUGUAUGCAGGUUACGUCCUCGGAUUUUAUACACUCUCGCUGAUCAUCUAUCGUGUGCGAUUCCAUCCGUUGGCGAAAUACCCCGGGCCGUUCCUGGCCAAAGUUACGUCUUGGUAUGAUUUCUACUUCCUUGUCAAAGGCGACCGUCAUAUCGAAAUUUGGCGACAGCACGAAAUCUAUGGGCCAGUCGUACGCUACAGACCAAAUUCACUUUCGUUCAGCACACCGCGUGCCUUGCAGGAUAUAUACGGACCUCGCAAAUCAAAUCUGAUCAAAUCUGACUGGUAUAAGUUUAGCCACGCCGCAACAAAUGGCCAGCCCAACACCCACAGCAUUGUAGAUCGAGAAGGGCAUGCGGUCAAACGCCGCAUGCUAUCGCACGCCUUCUCCGACAGUGCGCUACGAUCAAUGGAGGAAAACAUUCUGUAUAAUGUGCGGAGAUGGUGUUCCUUGACAGCAGGCCUGAAAGAUAAGAACGAUGUCGACGGGUGGACGAAGCCCAGGAACAUGGCCGCCUGGGCAAACUACUUGAUCUUUGACAUCAUCACUCUACUCGCUUUUGGCAGGUCCUUCGAUUUGGUUCCGCGAGAAGAGAAUAGGUACGUGCUGCAUCUGAUGAAUCAAAUGAUGGGAUUUGUCUACACCGCUGGUUAUGCGCCCUUUUCAGCGCUAGCUCGACGCAUUAUUGCGAUCCAAUGGCUGAGCAGGCUUAUCGGAGGCCAAACGGUUCGUGAUCAACAAAGGAUGGUGGCUUUUGCACAAGAAGCAAUCAAUCAGCGACUCAGGGAACACAAGAAUCAGCAGAGCCCACUCGACAACGGUCCGGCUCAGAAAGAUAUCGUCUAUUACCUUUUGCGAGCCAAAGACCUGCAAACGGGGACUUCCUUUUCCGAAACCGAGCUGAGUUCUGAAAGUGUGCUUCUGCUUCUCGCUGGUGGCGAUACCACGGCAAGCGCUCUCUCAGGCUGUAUUUUCUAUCUUCUGCAUAACCCACGCACUCUCCGCCGGCUAAUUGACGAGGUGCGGUCGCAAUUCGGCGAUGCCGAAGAGAUACACCCCUCGAAUCCGGCCCUCGGUUCCUUGCCAUAUCUUCGAGCGUGCAUCGACGAGACACUGAGGAUGUCGCCGCCGACGUUGGGGCCACUCACCCGCAAGGUCUUGGAUGGCGGCGCCAUGAUCGACGGCGAGAUUUACCCUGCAGGGACAGAAGUGGCGGUGACUACUUACGUUCUUCAACACCGUGAAGAAAACUUCCCAGACCGCUUCUGCUUCCGCCCGGAGCGAUGGAUCGUGGACGAAAAGACGGGUGUUUCGCAAGACGACGUCCAGGCCGCACAGGAGGCUUUUGCGCCGUUCAGCAUCGGUAGCAGGAACUGUAUUGGGAAGAACCUGGCCUACAUGGAAUUGAAUACGGCAAUUGCAAGGCUGUUGUGGCAAUAUGAUGUAAAAAUCGUUGAGGCUGAGCCAACCGCAGAGGGAAGAGGAGAUGGAGUUUGGGGGAGGAGAAGAAAGGGGGAAUACCAAAUGUCUGACUUCUUUAUUGCCGAAAGAGAUGGUCCUGUUGUCGCCUUCAAGCCGCGUUAG